Messenger RNA from Diatraea saccharalis (sugarcane borer), 340 nucleotides. NCBI's taxonomy places the organism in Eukaryota, Metazoa, Arthropoda, Insecta, Lepidoptera, Crambidae. The record is from the annotation of a GenBank genome assembly.
AGAAUAUUAUGUACACAAGAAAACAUUACGAUUCCAUUACAACCAAAAGUAGUGUUCAUAAUCUUAACACAAGAAAUAAAGAUAAACUUGCCGUUCCAAGCUUCAGACUUCAAAAAACCAGAGGAUCAUUUCUGGGUAAAUGUAUUGCUAUGUUCAAUAAAGUUCCACAAAAUGUAAUUGACCUACCCAUAAAUAAAUUUCAAAUUCAUGUAAAGAAUAUACUUAUGAGUAAAGGCUAUUAUAAAGUUGAUGAUUAUUUUAAGGAUCGCAAUUUGUAUUUACUAUUGUGAUAAUACAUAUUAUUUUGGUAAUGACAUGAUUUAUGUAAAUGUCAUUUCAU